UGGGACACCAUGAGCCUCAGUGAGGAACAGGUGCAGCAGUUCCUCGACCAGAACCCCGGCUUCUCAGACGAGUACUUUGGGAAGAAGCUGAGCCCCGAGAAUGUGGCUGGCGCCUGCGAGGAUGGGCAGCUAGCAGCCUGCACCAGCUUCCGCGAGCUGUGCCAGGUGGAGGAGAGUGCAGCCUUGUUCGAGCUGGUGCAGGACAUGCAGGAGAACGUGAACAUGGAGCGGGUGGUCUUCAAGAUCCUGCGACGCCUCUGCACCAUCCUGCAUGCUGACCGCUGCAGCCUCUUCAUGUACCGCCAGCGCAAUGGUGUGGCUGAGCUAGCCACGCGCCUCUUCAGUGUGCAGCCCGGCAGUGUCUUGGAAGACUGCCUGGUGCCCCCCGACUCUGAGAUCGUCUUUCCGCUGGACAUUGGGGUUGUGGGCCAUGUGGCUCAGACCAAGAAGAUGGUGAACAUCAAAGACGUGACAGAGUGUCCCCACUUCAGCUCCUUUGCUGAUGAGCUGACGGACUACGUGACAAAGAACAUUCUGGCCACACCCAUCAUGAACGGCAAAGAUGUCGUGGCUGUCAUCAUGGCCGUGAACAAGCUCAACGGCCCAUGUUUCACAAGUGAAGACGAAGAUGUUUUCUUGAAGUACCUGAAUUUUGGCACAUUAAACCUGAAGAUCUACCACUUGAGCUACCUUCACAACUGUGAGACCCGCCGCGGCCAGGUGCUGCUGUGGUCAGCUAACAAGGUGUUUGAGGAACUGACAGACAUCGAGAGGCAGUUCCACAAGGCCUUCUACACCGUGCGGGCCUAUCUGAACUGUGACCGGUAUUCGGUGGGCCUCCUGGACAUGACCAAGGAGAAGGAAUUCUUUGACGUGUGGCCUGUGCUAAUGGGAGAAGCCCAACCGUACUCAGGCCCACGCACACCCGAUGGCCGUGAAAUCGUCUUCUACAAAGUCAUCGACUAUAUCCUACAUGGCAAGGAAGAUAUCAAGGUCAUCCCCACACCCCCAGCUGAUCACUGGGCCCUGGCCAGUGGCCUUCCAACCUACGUGGCAGAAAGUGGCUUUAUCUGUAACAUUAUGAAUGCCCCCGCCGACGAAAUGUUCAAAUUUCAGGAAGAGCCUCUGGACGACUCGGGGUGGAUCAUCAAGAAUGUCCUCUCCAUGCCCAUUGUCAACAAAAAGGAAGAGAUCGUGGGGGUUGCAACAUUCUACAACAGGAAAGACGGGAAGCCUUUUGAUGAGCAGGAUGAAGUCCUCAUGGAGUCCCUCACUCAGUUCCUGGGCUGGUCGGUGCUGAACACAGAUACCUACGACAAGAUGAACAAGCUGGAGAACCGCAAGGACAUCGCCCAAGACAUGGUUCUGUACCACGUGAGAUGUGACAAGGACGAAAUCCAGCUGAUCCUGCCAACAAGGGAACGCCUGGGGAAGGAGCCUGCUGACUGUGAGGAGGAUGAGCUGGGGACAAUCUUGAAGGAAGUGUUGCCAGGGCCCACCAAGUUCGACAUCUAUGAGUUCCACUUCUCUGAUCUGGAGUGCACAGAGCUGGAGCUGGUCAAAUGCGGCAUCCAGAUGUACUACGAGCUGGGCGUGGUCCGAAAGUUCCAGAUCCCUCAGGAGGUCCUGGUGCGGUUUCUGUUUUCCGUGAGCAAAGGGUACCGGAGAAUCACCUACCACAACUGGCGCCAUGGCUUCAAUGUGGCCCAGACCAUGUUCACGCUACUCAUGACGGGGAAGCUGAAGAGCUACUACACAGACCUGGAGGCCUUCGCCAUGGUGACCGCCGGCCUGUGCCACGACAUCGACCACCGUGGCACCAACAACCUGUACCAGAUGAAAUCCCAGAAUCCCUUAGCCAAGCUCCAUGGUUCCUCAAUUUUGGAACGGCAUCACCUAGAGUUCGGGAAGUUCCUGCUCUCCGAGGAGUCCCUGAACAUCUACCAGAACCUGAACCGGCGACAGCACGAGCACGUGAUCCAUCUCAUGGACAUAGCCAUCAUUGCCACAGACCUGGCGCUCUACUUCAAGAAGAGGACAAUGUUCCAGAAGAUUGUGGAUGAGUCUAAGAACUAUGAGGACAAGAAGAGCUGGGUGGAGUACCUGUCCCUGGAGACAACGCGGAAGGAGAUAGUCAUGGCAAUGAUGAUGACUGCCUGUGACCUGUCCGCCAUCACCAAGCCCUGGGAAGUCCAGAGCAAGGUUGCUUUGCUGGUGGCAGCUGAGUUCUGGGAACAAGGUGACUUGGAAAGGACAGUUCUGGAUCAGCAGCCCAUUCCAAUGAUGGACCGGAACAAGGCAGCGGAGCUCCCCAAACUACAGGUUGGCUUCAUCGACUUUGUGUGCACAUUCGUGUACAAGGAGUUUUCCCGUUUCCAUGAAGAGAUCCUGCCCAUGUUCGACCGACUGCAGAACAACAGGAAGGAGUGGAAGGCCCUGGCUGACGAGUAUGAAGCCAAAGUCAAGGCCCUGGAGGAGCAGAAGCAGCAACAGGAAGACAAGACAACAGCCAAGAAAGUGGGCACAGAGAUUUGCAACGGUGACCCCGCACCCAAGUCUUCGACCUGCUGCAUCCUGUGAGCCGGUCCGUGUGUUCUGAUGGCGCCCGUCUGUUCACCCGCUGGGACUCCACCUCUAACUGCUUGCUACAGGAGCUUAAGAAGCCCAAGAAAAUGAAGACAAUUUUGGAUGUUUUGAAAUUUUUUUAAGAUUUAUGUUUUUAUAAACUAAAGUCAACUAUGAAUACACAGUUUACCGUACUUUACACUCAUCCAUCUUUUGGGUACACAGCAAUACCACAGAGAUGUUUGGAAAGGGUCUGUGAACUGCGAGUCGGAAAGCACUGGCUGAAACCCACCUGCACACGUAUCACGUGUAUUUGGGUAGAUGAGAUACAGAGAUGCUGUUGCCUGUCUGGUUAGGAGGAGAUAUGACCAGAAAUUCAGAAUAAAAAAAAAAGAAAACAAGUUGCCCUUUUCUUUAAUACAGCAGAAAUUAUGGUGGAGGGCACAUCAUGUAGGGCCCAUGGGAAAAUUCUGCCACAAAGGUCAAGGCCAGGAGAGACCUGAGCAAAAACACAUGUAGCAGCCCUCCGCAUGGGGGUCAGGGGAGCACACUGCCACGGCUGGGGUCUGCCCAAGCCCUUAGUGUUUGUGCACCAGCACAGCCGGACCCAAACACAAGGCUCACACGUGAAACAGGUACUCAUUAUCUGGUAGAGCUCCAAAUCAUUUGUUCCCAACACUGCACACAACCCCACAGCAAACACCUCAGCUGCCUGAUUGGGCUGGUUGUGGAAAGGCCAGUUCAGAUGCCACUCAAGCCCGCCUCCAGAGCUCUGGAGCUCCAGAGCUCCGGAGCAGGUGGUGAGGGGAGAAUGGGGAGGGAGGACCCACCCCCCACAGCCAUCCAGUCACAGGAAAGAGGCAGUUUGCAUCUCAGCGGGGACACCUGGUGACAGGCCAUGAUCAGGGCCAGGCCAUCCUCCCAAGGGACUCUGCACCAGCCAACCUGAAGGAACCGAGCUGGGCUCAUGCAACCUUCACCUGAACUAAAACCAAGGGUUUAAAGUGCUUAUCCGCUGCUUCUCAUCUUCCCCCUCACAUCUGCAAAUGAAUUCAUUUUAUCAACAAAACUUGGGCUCAGGGAAAUUUGCUCAAGACUUAGGGCUGGGAAACGGCACCAUUCCAACACUAGGCCUCAGAGGCUGGAAGAGCUCAGCCAAGCGGGGCAGAACCUGGCUGUCAGCUCAGCAAGAGCCCAAGCCCACUACAGAGCUUUAUGCAGCACCCCAGCCUGAUCCCCAAAAGCUCACGGGCCUUCCUCACCCCGCCCCCCGAGAGGGGGAUGAAGAUCCAGGUCCCCGGCAUUUGCACUGCCCAUCAAGGGUCUGGGCUCACUGAAGACAAAGCAGCAGCCACAAUACCCAAGCUGGCUGAGUGGGGUAUAAACUGCUCCCUUUGGGGCUCCCCAGUCGGACACCCCAGAGAACAGGUGACAGAAUU
Molecule: messenger RNA, 4004 nt
Organism: Zalophus californianus (California sea lion)
Lineage: Eukaryota; Metazoa; Chordata; Mammalia; Carnivora; Otariidae
Gene: PDE6B
Product: phosphodiesterase 6B
Exons: 22
Coding region: 10-2580 (856 amino acids)
Biological process (GO): retina development in camera-type eye; signal transduction
Cellular component (GO): photoreceptor outer segment membrane
Molecular function (GO): 3',5'-cyclic-nucleotide phosphodiesterase activity; protein binding
Source: RefSeq, a predicted model, not a curated record